GGCCACAGUGAAAAUGUAAAACUCAGCAGGUCGGUCUGGGAUUUACUUGGAGGGUCACCGCAGGCUGCUCAGGAGAGGACUAUGGAGCCCUUAACUCGGUCGGAGGUGUUCGGAGAGCUCAGGAAGGAGCUUUAUGGAGACAAACAGUCGAGUCAUUCCAGCACACACGUAUUUAUCAUCCUGGGGGCGUCUGGAGAUCUUGCUAAGAAGAAAAUCUACCCGACUUUGUGGUGGUUAUUCAAAGACGACCUGCUCCCAGAGGACAUCUACAUUGUGGGAUUUGCCCGCUCUGACCUGACUGUAGAGAAAAUUAAAGCGGCAUGUCUUCCUCAUAUGAAGGUCACUGACGAGGAGCUGGACAGUCUAUCAGCCUUCUUUAAGAAGAACUCCUACCUGAGAGGUUGCUAUGAUGUCAGCAGCUCCUUUGAACGACUCAACAGUCAUCUGUCAUCUCUGCCCGGAGGGGAAACCGCCAACCGGCUCUUCUACCUGGCGCUGCCCCCUACUGUCUACCACGAAGUCAGCACAAACAUCAGAAACCACUGCAUGAGCUGCAAAGGCUGGAACAGGGUAAUCUUUGAGAAGCCAUUUGGUCAUGACCUCCAGAGCUCCCAGGAGCUUUCAGCCCACCUCUCCAACCUGUUCAAAGAAGACCAGAUCUACCGCAUAGAUCACUACCUGGGAAAAGAGAUGGUUCAGAACCUCAUGGUCCUCAGGUUUGGAAAUCGCCUUUUUGGACCCAUAUGGAACAGGAACAGUGUGGCCUCUGUGGUGCUCACCUUCAAAGAGCCGUUUGGCACUCAGGGCCGUGGAGGAUACUUUGAUGGUUUUGGGAUAAUUAGAGAUGUCAUGCAGAACCACCUGCUUCAGAUGCUUUGUUUGAUUGCAAUGGAGAAACCUGCAUCCACGAGCCCCGACGACGUGAGGAACGAGAAGGUGAAGGUGCUGAAGUGCAUAGCUCCUCCUAACAUGGCAGAUGUGGUGCUGGGUCAGUACGCGGGAGAUCCGGGCGGGGAGGGCGAUGCCAAGCUGGGCUACCUCGAUGAUCCCACAGUACCAAAAGGCUCCUGCACACCAACGUUUGCAACUGCAGUGCUCUACGUCCAGAAUGAAAGAUGGGAUGGGGUUCCUUUCAUUCUGCGCUGUGGUAAAGCCCUGAACGAGCGGAAAGCCGAGGUGCGUCUGCAGUUCACGGACGUACCCGGAGACAUCUUUGCUGACCGCUGUCAGAGAAACGAGUUGGUGGUCCGGGUGCAGCCAGACGAGGCUAUUUACCUGAAGAUGAUGACCAAGAGGCCUGGAGUUUUCUUCAGCCCAGAGGAGACCGAGCUGGACCUCACCUACAAGAGCAGAUACAAGAACGUGAAGCUUCCUGAUGCGUAUGAGAGACUGAUUCUGGACGUCCUCUGUGGAAAUCAGAUGCACUUUGUCCGCAGCGAUGAGUUGCGAGAAGCCUGGAGGAUCUUCACCCCCCUGCUCCACCAAAUAGAAGCUGCAAAGACACAACCUAUUCCUUACACAUAUGGAAGUCGUGGUCCAAGUGAUUCAGACGAUCUUAUUCAGAGGGUGGGCUUCCGCUACGAGGGAACAUACAAGUGGGUGCAGCCCCACACAAGCUGAUUCUCUAAGUUGUAUGACGUGCAUGCACAGAUUCACUAAAAGCCUUUGUAUGUUUACAAAUAAAAUUUACAGCAGCCACUUCUGUGCCAGUUUGAUUUUGUCUGCAUGCGUAUUAAAAAAGCACUGCGUUUUUCUCCCUAAUCACGCACAAGUUAAUGUAGAAAUAAGCAAGUGUUCGUGUGAUUCCACAUGUAUGUGUGUACGAGUUUUCUAAAUAAAUCACAUUUCACCCUUUUGCCCAAAAA
Messenger RNA from Poecilia reticulata (guppy), 1865 nucleotides. RefSeq names its product glucose-6-phosphate 1-dehydrogenase-like. Gene Ontology annotation, biological process: pentose-phosphate shunt, oxidative branch; glucose metabolic process. The record is from RefSeq and is a predicted model, not a curated record. Gene Ontology annotation, molecular function: glucose-6-phosphate dehydrogenase activity; NADP binding. Gene Ontology annotation, cellular component: cytosol. NCBI's taxonomy places the organism in Eukaryota, Metazoa, Chordata, Actinopteri, Cyprinodontiformes, Poeciliidae.